Messenger RNA from Salvia miltiorrhiza (redroot sage), 560 nucleotides. RefSeq lists its product as uncharacterized. Lineage: Eukaryota; Viridiplantae; Streptophyta; Magnoliopsida; Lamiales; Lamiaceae. Bases 129 to 560 code for a protein of 143 amino acids. The transcript has 2 exons. The record is from RefSeq and is a predicted model, not a curated record.
UAGGUUGCGCAUAUCUUGCUAGUUUGCACUGAAAAUUUUGACCCUAGUUUGCGCUGUUUUUGGAGUGCUAGGUUCCGCUCAACAUCAAUUUUGGAGUGCUAGUUUCCAGGUAGCGAUUCAGAUUUUCCAUGGGUAGUUCGUCGCGCUCAACAUCGAGAUCACGCUCAUAUCCUGAAAUGCAGAAAAUAUGUGGCCAUGGCAUCCCUGCUCUUUUUCAAACUUCACACACCGAGAAAAGCCCAGAGCAUAGAUUCUAUGUUUGUCGUCAUGAAUAUUCGGAUGAUUGUGGACUAUGGCAAUGGAUUGAUCCGGAGCUUACGUCGUAUUACAAGCUCCGAUUUAAGAAGUUGAAGCUUGAAAGGGACAAUGCUGUGAAGCAUCUACGAAACAGAUUAUUGGUGGAUGAAAGCAACAUGAUGAAAUUUGAAGAUACAGACUUCAAGAGUUUGGCCAAAGAACUUGAUAAUGAACUCAAGAAAAUGGCGUGGAGAAUUAAGUUUAUAUGCAUUGCAUUUGGUUUUUUUUGUAUUUGUGUUUUUUGUGUUGGCAUGUAUGUUUAG